This is a messenger RNA of Schistosoma curassoni, 5483 nucleotides long. The record is from the annotation of a GenBank genome assembly. Lineage: Eukaryota; Metazoa; Platyhelminthes; Trematoda; Strigeidida; Schistosomatidae.
AUUAUUACCAGUUUUAUGUACACAAAUUAUUGUUUUUCAAAGAUCCUUAUUCGUGAUCUGUAUUGUACUCAACUAUAUCAAAGAUUAUAAUUAAUCAUUACAAACGUGUUUAAAAAUAGUAAAGUUUUGUUUUUCUGGAUAUAUUUUAACUUUGGAAUAAAAAUAACUAUUGGAUAUAAUUGCUGGAAUUUAUUCAUUUAUAAAUUCUAUAGUAGAUGAAUGAAAUAUGAAGUCUACAAAUUCGAUUGAUCAACAUACUGAUAAUACAAAUUCAAAAGAUAUGAUCAGUCAAGAUUUUGAAUCAAACCAGUCACUUGAAAAGAAUAUUGCAACUGACACAUCCGAGAAUAAAUCAAAAGAGGAAUUCAAUUAUACUAGUGCAUAUAUUGAUGAAAGUGAUGAUGAUACUAUUGAAGAAGGGGAAGAAAUCAUUACUUCAGCAAUGCCACCAACUCAAAUAGUUAAUACUAUAGUUACCACUACUACAAAUCCAGAUGGUAGUUUAAAGCGCACCACGAAAAAAACAACACGUACCGUUCUGACAACAGCAAGAAUACGUAAAGUUAAACUAAAAAAUUUGUCAACCAAUUCAGAAUCCAAUCAGUCAUCAUCCUACUCAAAGAAUCAUCCAGAAAUGUCAAAUAUCAUUAAUUUUACAAAGUAUAACUCUGAAAAAUCAGAUGGUAAUUCGCUUGCGCAAGCGACAUUAGCUAUUAUUCCACCACAAACUGAAGUGAUUUAUCAAGAAAAUGUAAAACCUAUUAGUGAUAUAGAUCCAGAUACUAUGGCACAAUUAAAGCAAUCUCCUGAUAGUGUAACAUCCCAACAAGCUCUUACAAAGACAACUAUGAAGAAGACAGUAAGUGCAACAGCAGCUACUGCUACAUUUUAUGCAACUGGUAGUGAAGUUAUGAAUCCAAAUAUUUUUACAAGUAAUGAAUCCGCCAGUGAAGUUACCUCCGAAAUUAGUAACAAUAUAAAAAGGUUAAAAGAUUGUCAUCAAUCGUUUAGUUUGUCAAGUAUAAAUGAAAAAAAUAAAACGACUUUCAACGAAUCAAAUAGACAAGAUGCAUACGAAAAUGAAAUGAUUAGUACUGAAAAUAAUAAUACGUCAAUGAAAAAGAAUGAUUGUGAAUUUGCAAGAACUAUAACAACAAGAACUGUGACUACAACACAUAGUUCCGGUUCAGCAACUACAACCACUACUACCACGACUACAACUAUGGAUAAUAAUAAUAAUAAUAAUAAUAAUAACAGUACAAGAAAACAGACUACACGAGUUACUAAUAAUUUUGCCAGUAAAAGAUUUUUUUUCACAUUUAAAAAGCCAUUCAGUUUAUUUAGUAAAGAUUUUCGAACAGCUAUUGAAAAUGGUCAAGCUAAUCAGAAUACUAGUUUGAACAAAACUGAUAUUGUGGAUACUGAACAAUUAGCAUUGAUGACAAUGAAAGAAUCAGAACGUAUGUUUUCUGAAGCCAAAUCAAUGUUUGCAUCAAAUCAAACAUUAACAUCAGAUAAAGUUUCACAAUCACAUAGUUCAAAAUCAAAUAAUGAAAUAAAUAUUUAUUCAAGAAAUGAUGAUGGAAUUGUACAAGGUUAUCAGUCACGAUUUGCAAAUUUACCAUUAUAUCAAGGUUAUGGAAUAAUUGCUCAUCAGAUUGCAUUGUCGAAUAAAGCAAAUACAGCUAAGAAAUCUACACCUGAAACGCAAAAUGUCAAUAAUGAUGAUAGUGAUGAUGAUGGAAAUGAUCAGCAGACUUCAAUAAAUCUUGUCAGUGAUCCAAUCGAUAUAGGACAAAUUUCAGAUCAAAGUGGAACUGAUAUAAAUUUGGUUGCAAAUGCAUUUGCUCAUUUAUUAGAUGAAUCGAUAUUGAAAUUUUUAUAUGAAGCAACAAAUCAACAACUUGUCAGAUCAGGAUCGUUAAAUUUAUUUGAUCUACCAGCAUAUAUAAGUGGUCUUCCACAAAAUAAAGAGCUGUCAUUGUCUGAUUCAACAGAUGAAGGGACAGCACAUCAAGAAAAUGAAAUCUAUGAUAGUUCUUCAAAUUUAAGUGAUUAUCAUGAUGAUAAAAAUGAAGAAUUAUUCAAACAAAAACAACGAAUUAGUAACUUACGAGAAAUUCAAGGUAAUAAAAGUGUUACAGAAGGUGUUGGUCAAAAAACAAGUCGAUUUGGUGUUGGAGCUCAAGGUGCAUUCCGUGUUGCUUGGUCAGAAAUGCCUGAAGUUGUAGAAAGUAACUGUCUUCAACGCUUAACAAGACAUGAAAUCCAAUUACAAGAAGCCAUGUUUGAAGUGAUUACCUCAGAAGCUUCAUAUUAUCAAAGCCUAAAUGUCUUAGUAAAUCAUUUCUAUCAUGCUCCUGAAUUCGAAUGCGAACCACUACAUUCACCAGUUCAAGGAAAUCAAGUAAAUAACAAAACAGGGAAAGAUUACUAUUCACCAUUAAAUUAUACUACAGGACAACAAGAUGUAAUAAAUACAAAUGAUCAAGUAUUAAGUGAGCCCAGUACACCAUCAGUUAAUACAACACCGAUCGGUCCAACCACCGCUUAUUCUACUAAUACUAUCCCAAACAAUAAUACUGACUUUACAGAAUUUUGUUCAGAUUUAAACAAUGCGAAUAAUCAAACUACAACACGCCGUCCUUUACUGAAGCCAUUAGAAAAACAUCAUCUCUUUUCAAAUGUACUACUUGUGUGUUUAGCAAGUGAAAUGUUUUUACGAGAUCUUGAAGCAAGAUGGGAAUCUCGAAUGCCAAUAUUGAAUGAAGUAUGUGAUUUAAUAGUGAAACAUGCUGGUGGUGUAAAUUUUGAACCAUAUAUUACUUAUUUAAGAAAUCAAACAUAUCAAAUGGCAACGCUUCGAAAUCUAUGUCAACGGGAAAACUUUCGUUCAGCAUUAGACAAUUUACAUGCUCAUCCAAUAAGUGGUAAAAAUACAAUCAAUUCGUUUUUAGCACUUCCAAUGCAAAGAUUAACACGUUUAAAAUUAUUAGUUGAAGUUAUACGUCGAUUACAAGAUGCAGUUGUACGAGAUUCCAAAGAUAAAACACUUGAAAAACAUCCUUUUCGUGUACCAAGUGUUAGAGAACGAGAAAAUGUACAACUUGCACUUCGUGAAUUAAAUCGACUUCUAACUGCAAGCGAGACUGAAAAAGAACUUAUGGACAGAAAAUCUCGACUCCUUACACUAUCCUCUUCUCUUGAAUUUCCAGACAAUGUUAAGCGAAUAGCAAUUAGUGAUAAACGUCUUAUUAAAGAAGGUGAGCUUCGUGAAUGUUUAUCAGAAAAUGGACGUAUGUCAGUAUUACAAAAGUUAACUAUUCGUAAACCAAAUACAUUCUAUUUAAUAUUAUUUAAUGAUAUGUUGCUAAUAACAAAGAAGAAAAAAAAUGAACGUUUUCUUGUUUUGGAUUAUUGUGACCGUGCAUCAGUACAACCUUUGGUUCAACGUAGUGGUGAUCCGUUUAAUUCUGGUACAAAUUUACUAAAGAAUCCUAAGAAUUCUAUUUCUGCCGAACCCCUUUGUCACAUUGAUCCUUCGAAUGAUGAUUUAAAAGUUGUUCCGCAGAAAUUUAAACGGUUGCUUUCACCAGAAUUUGAAGAUGAUGUGAAUAAUAUCAAAAGUAAAACUAAAACGAAACGUCAUAGACAUUUUAAAACUACAGUUGAUUUUAAAAAUUUGUCCGAUUCAAAUAAUAAUGAUAAUAAAGAUGAGACAAAUAUAAUUCUUAGUCAUAGUGAAACAAGUGAAUCGAAUAAAGAAUGCUCCAGUUUGAAUGAUAAUAAUCAUAUGAAUAACUUGGCGAACAUCUCUACUCAUGAUACUAAUACUACAACCAAAGCAGCAAACUCUCUUAUUGCCAGUAGUCUUAACACAAGCAAAACAACUAAACUAUCCAGAUCUGGAAGCAGUUUAAGUGGUUAUCAAUUACGUUUCAAUCAAGAAAAAAAUAGACAUUUAAAAUCAAGUAUAUUUAAUACAUCACAGCCAAGUACACCGGUUAAUUGUAAAACAAACAUUAUUCAUUUAAAACUGCUUGGUAGUCAUAAUGGGACUUGUAUUGAACUAACCCUUUCAACUAAUGAUAAUAAAGAAUUCGAAAGUUGGUGUAAAGCGUUUUCCGUGUGAAAUAAUCAUUUUUACUAAUGUAUCAAUAAAUAUUAACAAAAUUUACAAACGGUCAAGCAAUAUAUUGUUUACUCUUAACAAGGUUUGAAUAAUUGAAUUUCAACACUUACAAUCUUCUUUCGUCAAUGAUCAUAAAUAUACAUUGAACAAAUAUUUAAAUUGUCCCACUGUAUCCAUCAUGUGUUUAUAAUUCCUUCUUUUUUUUGUUCUUCCAAUUUCAUCACUAUUACAAUAGUGUAAAAACAUAUUUGUCCGAUUUGUUUCAUUCAAGAAAAUCUAUAUAGUGUGUUAGCAAUUAAAUGGAUUAUAAUGUAAUUGGAGAUUAGAGGAUAAAAACAGCAUUGUACAUGAUAGUAUUCAUAUUCAUAUUCAUAUUAUUAUUAUUACUACUAUUUGUUCUCAUUUUUCUAUUGUUUUUAUCUACUGAGUACAGACAAUUGAAUUGAUUGUAUCAUUCAUUAUUUAUCAUUAUCACAAUUAUUAUUAUAAUCAUCAAUCAGUAAUCAAUAAUAUUAGGAAUUAUUUCAUAAAAUGUUGAUUAAGCUCAUACUACUUACAUAAAUAAUAUUGAUAAUGAUGACAUUUAUGUUUAUACAUAUGAAUCUUUCACAUUUACAGGAAUAAAUAUUCAGUAGAAAAUAAUAUUGACUUAAUGUUAAAUUGUAUUUUCUAUGGUUUAUUUAAGAAAGAUAGAAAACAGUAACGAUUCUUUGUCUUGUACAAACUUCAUUUGAAAGAAAAGGAAAAAAAGAAAGAAAGAAAGAAGGACAACGUUUAGUUGGUUAAUCUGAUAGUAGUUCAUCAGUGAUUUUUCUUUUCUUUUCUUUUUUCUCUUCAUUUUCAAUAUUUAAAUUGUAAUACUUGGUUAAAAUAGUAAACUAAACCACUUUCGAAACAGGAUCAUUAUUCAUAUGUUGGUACAUUAAGUUCAAUAUUAGAAUUAUUCAAUUUCAAAUAAGCUUCAUUCAAUUAGAGUACUACAAUUUAUAUGUAUAUUGUAAUCAAUUUUGUAUUAUUUAGUGUUAAAAUAGAAAUGAUUGUAAUACUUGACAGUUUUCUGGUGUGUUUUUUUAAAUUUUUUUUCUUCUUUCAUUCUUUACAAUGUUGCAUGUGUUCAGUCUCUUCAUUUUAUCCCUUUACACUUUGUUCUUCUUGUUGUUGUUGUUCAUUUAACAUUACUUACUCUCUUUAAUUAUCUUUAUUUGAAUUCUAUCAUGAGUAUUAUUUGUAUUUUAAUAAUGCUAAAUGACGUUACUUCAUUUUAUAAUCAUAUACCUAUAUAUACAUUAAUAUUUUGUAACAAAAAUAGAAUAAUAAUGAUCAUAAUGAUUAUAGAAAAUAAUAUAAACAA